AUGGCGCCGUCACCCAUUGUGCAGGCAACUCUGCAGUCUUCUGUCCUGGCAGCCGUGUCCAACAUUUUGGCGCAGGCUAUUACGGCGUACAAAAACAAUGCAAGAAGUCGUGACGAUAGAUUGGGUGCCCGUCUUUCAGUUUGUGCUGUUUGCGGUGGUGAGCACGCCGCCAAACUUUCUCUGGUGAGCCAGCAAGACUUUCUCGAAUCAACAUUCCCCGCAUAUCCCAGCCCCCCACCAUCCAAAUCAUCUCCAGACUCCAAAGAGAAGAAGGGCAAGGACAAAUCUCCCCCAAAGCUCUCCCUCACAAACACAAUCAUCAAAUUCACCCUCGACCAAACCGUCGGCGCCGCCCUCAACACGCUCCUCUUCAGCACCUUUACGCGCUCCCUCCGCCACGCCAUGCUCCACGCCCCGCGCAUCACCAACCUGCCCGCCGCCGCAAAGUACUGGUCCAGCCCCAACGCCGUCGACUUCAGGGUCGUGGAUUUCGCCGUCGUCUGGCAAGAGGCAAAGGCUGAGUUUUGGUCGCUCAUGUUUGCCGCCGCCAAGCUCUGGCCGGCCGUGUCGCUCGUCAACUUUACGCUUGUCAAGUCCGUUCAGGGGAGGAAUCUGGUGGGUGCGCUGGCGGGAGUUGUGUGGGGGGUGUAUGUCUCUUUGGCAAUGGGAAGCUGA
Trichoderma gamsii is the source of this 675-nucleotide messenger RNA. RefSeq lists its product as hypothetical. Lineage: Eukaryota; Fungi; Ascomycota; Sordariomycetes; Hypocreales; Hypocreaceae. The record is from RefSeq and is a predicted model, not a curated record. Gene Ontology annotation, cellular component: cytoplasm; membrane. Bases 1 to 675 code for a protein of 224 amino acids. The transcript is spliced from 3 exons.